AUGGUAUCCUCUUCAAUUGCACUCGACAACAUGUCCUCUAUUUCACCUCCAACCCUUGAAGAGAAUCUCAGUCACUCUCACUCAAGGUCACAGGAUAAUGACCAGCGAGACUCGCAAGACACUUUACAACCACGUUCUAGUACGAGCACAGAGAAGGGGAAGGCAAAACAACUAGACGAAGAUGUGAUAGAGUACCCUUGCUCAGAAUCAUACCCCCCCAUGAAUGACGACGCAGCCGAGACGCGACGGGUAGAAGAGAACCUGCGUCGAUGGGAAUUGGCCGAACGCGAACGACGGAGAGCCGCACGAGAUUCCGCUCACGUCAACAGAAGUGGGAGCGGUCCGUCUUUACUCGGAGAAGUAACACGCAGGGCAAGCGUGCUCCUGUCGAAGCGGCCGUCAGUCAGAUCAUCUGCACGAGGGCUGGGUGACCACCGAGCUCUCCAAUCAAGAGACUCCAUCGAUGUAGUACCACUCGACGACAUCGAAAGUCCACCUGCGACUGCGAAUCCGUUCAUACACCCGUCUGAGACAAGACCGGGGUUUAUCUCCCCACCAUUGUCCCCCUUUCUUAAUUCAAAGGAGCGGUCUAGCGUGAUGACUGACUUGGACUCGAAUACGCACUCUUCGCAGCCAACUAUGCUCCCUCCGACGCCAACAUUUAUUCCUCCCCCACAGCAGCUAGGAUUAUCGGCGCCCUUAACGCCACCACCUAAAUCACGCAUGACUCCAAUGAAACCCACGCCUCCACCAAUGUUGCAUCGGGAACCUAUUGAACCCGAACAGGAUGUGAGAUGGUGGCACGAUUGGUUAUGUGGAUGCAGCGAAGGACCAGACCGGGGAGGGGAUAACCAGGCUGGACGCACGAAUCCUUUUGAAUGA
This is a messenger RNA of Suillus bovinus, 882 nucleotides long. RefSeq lists its product as uncharacterized. Lineage: Eukaryota; Fungi; Basidiomycota; Agaricomycetes; Boletales; Suillaceae. The transcript has 3 exons. The record is from RefSeq and is a predicted model, not a curated record. The coding region runs from base 1 to 882 and encodes 293 amino acids.